ACGGUGUCAGACUCAAUUCCUCCUCCUCCUCCUCUGCUUCCUCCUCCCUCGGAGGAAAUCUGCCCCUUCUAGCUGUCCUGCCCUCCCCUUUAAAGGGCCACUUUCCCCGAGCCCGGCCGCGGCUCCAACCCUCUCCGCCUCCCGCUCAGCCCAAGCACCCGCCGCCCGCGCAGCUCCGGCCCGAGAGCUGCGCCGAGAUGGACAGCAAGGCUCUGCUCCUGGUGCUCCUGGGCUCGUGGCUCCAGAGUCUGACCGCCUCCCGGGGAGGGGUAGCCGCCGCCAACGGAGGAAGAGAUUUUAUGGACAUUGAAAGUAAAUUUGCCCUAAGGACCCCCGAGGACACAGCUGAGGACACUUGCCACCUCAUUCCUGGAGUGACAGAAUCUGUGGCUAACUGCCACUUCAACCACAGCAGCAAAACCUUCGUGGUGAUCCAUGGCUGGACGGUGACAGGAAUGUAUGAGAGUUGGGUGCCGAAACUUGUGGCUGCCCUGUACAAGAGGGAACCAGACUCCAAUGUCAUCGUGGUGGACUGGCUGUUGAGGGCCCAGCAGCACUAUCCAGUGUCUGCAGGCUACACCAAGCUGGUGGGAGAAGAUGUAGCCAGGUUUAUCAACUGGAUGGAGGAUGAAUUUAAUUACCCUGUGGACAAUGUCCAUCUCUUGGGAUACAGUCUCGGAGCCCACGCUGCUGGCAUUGCUGGAAGUCGGACCAAUAAGAAGGUCAACAGAAUUACAGGCCUGGAUCCAGCCGGCCCCAACUUUGAGUAUGCAGAAGCUCCCAGUCGCCUUUCUCCUGAUGAUGCAGAUUUUGUAGAUGUCUUACACACAUUCACCAGGGGGUCACCAGGACGAAGCAUUGGAAUCCAGAAACCAGUGGGGCAUGUUGACAUUUAUCCCAAUGGAGGCACUUUUCAACCCGGAUGCAACAUCGGGGAAGCUAUCCGUGUGAUUGCAGAGAGGGGCCUUGGAGAUGUGGACCAACUAGUGAAGUGCUCCCAUGAGCGCUCCAUUCAUCUCUUCAUCGACUCCCUGUUGAAUGAAGAGAACCCAAGUAAGGCCUACAGGUGCAACUCCAAGGAAGCCUUUGACAAAGGUCUCUGCCUGAGUUGCAGAAAGAACCGGUGCAACAACGUGGGCUAUGAGAUCAACAAGGUCAGAGCCAAAAGAAGCAGCAAGAUGUAUCUGAAGACUCGUUCCCAGAUGCCCUACAAAGUCUUCCAUUACCAAGUAAAGAUUCACUUUUCUGGGACUGAAAGUAACACGCAGACCAACCAGGCCUUCGAGAUCUCUCUGUAUGGCACGGUGGCCGAGAGUGAGAACAUCGCCUUCACCCUACCCGAAGUGUCCACAAAUAAGACGUACUCCUUCCUGAUCUACACGGAGGUGGACAUUGGAGAGCUCCUAAUGCUGAAGCUCAAGUGGAAGAGUGACUCCUACUUUGCCUGGUCAAAUUGGUGGAGCAGACCUGGCUUCACCAUCGAGAGGAUCAGAGUCAAAGCAGGAGAGACGCAAAAGAAGGUGAUGUUCUGUUCCCGGGAGAAAGUGUCGAAACUGCAGAAGGGAAAGGGCUCUGCGGUGUUCGUGAAAUGCCACGACAAGUCUCUGAUUAAGAAGUCUGGCUGACACUGGGCAAGUAUGCAGAAAGAAGACUAGCAUAUGAACUCUGUGAAGAAUGAAGCGAACAAAGUGAAUUUUAUGAAAGAUGUCCAAUGCUUUGGGUGUUUAAAAGUUGAUUUCCCUAAGUAUUAAUCCAAGCUAUACCCUUCUUAGUUAAAUUAAGAGACAAUCUCAAAUACUAAAAACUGGCUAAUUCAAUUCGAGGACUCUAGUGGCCAAAUUGCACAUCCUCCAACAUUAAAAGAUGAUAGACAUAAAAAGCACUGCGCUUUGUCCCUUGAGGAAAAAAAUUGUUUGUGCCCAUAGUAAAAUAUGGCUUCUUCGUGUGGCUGGUUUGGCUAUGGUCGAAAAUUCGUUAGAACCACUAUUUUAAUUAAAAUAGUAUUUUUAAUUAAAAACCAUUAUUUUAAUUAAAUUCUGGGUUUUGGGGACUGAAGCCUUCUCAAAGUUUUCCUCAAGUCAGAAUAUAGAAAAUAAUUUUCUGUAGCAUGAUCAUUUCAGAUCCAUUUAUUUAGCAGUGAAAAUAUCUGAUCUUUUAGAAUGAUUCUCUUGCCACUGGGAUGUGGCCCAGGAGUUAACCAAAUCAUGUGACAAGGAGAGAGGGAGAAUGAAUGGGGCUGAUGAAGUACCGAGCUUUGGCCCCCUGACGUGCAUCAUGACAAAGUUACAUGUGAUUUUAUUUCCUAAUCUCUCUAUCCUCUGUUUUCUUUGUAUUAAUAUUAUAUUUUAACAGUGUUCUCUGGAUAGAUGUUGAAAAUGAACCUGUAAAUCCUCAGCUGAUGCAUAAUUUGGACUAUGGAAAAAGAAAAAUAAUCAUACUUGUAUUUUCAGAUUUUUCAAAUUGUCUAUAUCUGUUUAGAAUCAUUUACUAUCUGAUACUUACUAUUUAGUUUCAGGUUUACUGUGAUCAUGGCUCAGUCAUAGCUCUUUAUUUCUGGCUUGUAUGUGUUCAAGUUCAAAUAUUGCUUCAUGCAAAGUAAAAAUUUUAGACAAAAACCACUUUUAUUAAGUGAAAAAAGAAAUGUUCCUGGGAUCUAUGAAUAAGCAAUGCUUAUAAACCAUUGUGUGUGAGGAAGAGAAUCCUUGACUGCCGGAGCCACACGAAGUGCCAGCAGGGCUGUUAUCAUUGUUUUUAACAACUAAUCAAGAGUGAGUGAACAAUUAUUUGUAAGCUAGGUCUCAUAUGUUCAGAAUGCUUUUCUAUAUGUUAAUGCAAAAUGAUAAAGUCAUACGUCUCAGAGGUUAUUGCUGGGAAUCCAAUCUGUGAAAGUGUGGGGUGUCUGAACACAUACUCACAUAUGAACCCCCACAUGUAUACUUGUCAUUCAGCAUGAUUUGGAACCUGACCAGUCAAGGGAUGUAUUGAGUCAUAUUGGAGUAGAAAUAAUUCCAGAUGAGCCAGAGCAUCAGCCCUUUAUUGGAGAAAGAUAAUUAUACCUAUACAAUGUAGCCCAAAUGCUGUGAUUAACUCCAUCAGGCUUGGAAUGAAUUCUCUCAACAAUAAAAUGAUGUAUGAUUUGUCA
Heterocephalus glaber (naked mole-rat) is the source of this 3142-nucleotide messenger RNA. RefSeq names its product lipoprotein lipase (gene Lpl). Gene Ontology annotation, biological process: lipid catabolic process; very-low-density lipoprotein particle remodeling. Lineage: Eukaryota; Metazoa; Chordata; Mammalia; Rodentia; Bathyergidae. The record is from RefSeq and is a predicted model, not a curated record. Gene Ontology annotation, molecular function: lipoprotein lipase activity; apolipoprotein binding.